Messenger RNA from Exserohilum turcica Et28A, 742 nucleotides. RefSeq names its product carbohydrate-binding module family 50 protein (gene StEcp6). The coding region runs from base 35 to 742 and encodes 235 amino acids. The transcript has 2 exons. The record is from RefSeq and is a predicted model, not a curated record. NCBI's taxonomy places the organism in Eukaryota, Fungi, Ascomycota, Dothideomycetes, Pleosporales, Pleosporaceae.
AUCAACUCGAUACCGGAAUCUCUCAAUCCUCAAAAUGAAGUCCACCCUCUUCGCCGCCACCGUCGCCCUUUUGGCCGCUGCCGUUAGCGCUGCCCCUGCUCCUGAAGCAAACUACGGUUGGGGAAAGAAGCCGAGCUGCUGGGGCCCAUUCGGUGAACUUCCCUGUGGCUCCACCAAUGCCACCUGGUACACUGUCCAGGCCGGUGAGGUUUUGACCGACAUUGCUACCAAAUUUAAGUCUGGCAUUUGCGACAUCGCGAAAUACAACAAGCUCGCCAGUCCGGACAAGAUCGACGCCAAUCAGAGACUCAGCAUCCCCGCCCAGUGCAAGACGCCCGACAACAACAGCUGCAUCAACAGGGCCACACCCGGCCCCAGCAACGACACCUGUGUCAACGGUCUCUCUGUCAACCCCCCUGUCUACGUUGUUCUCCCUAUGGACAGCCUCACUCUCAUCUCCAACAAGUUCAACAUCACCCUCGCCGCUCUUGAGAAGGCCAACCCGCAGGUCACAAACCCCAACUUCAUCUCCGUUAACCAGGCUCUCAAUGUUCCUAUUUGCUCUGGCUUCUCCUGCACCAACAAGCAGUACACAAUCAAGUCCGGCGACUCAUUCUCUGCCAUUGCCACGGCCAACGGUAUCACCCUCGGACAGAUUGAGGCCGCCAACCCUCGCCAGGUCCCUCAGGGCCUUCAGGUCGGCCAGGUCAUCAACGUCCCUGUUUGCAAGGGAGUUGCCUAA